Molecule: messenger RNA, 1659 nt
Organism: Trichobilharzia regenti
Lineage: Eukaryota; Metazoa; Platyhelminthes; Trematoda; Strigeidida; Schistosomatidae
Source: the annotation of a GenBank genome assembly
AUGAGGAGUUAUGGUAUGUCGACAAAUGAAAGACGGUGCUCUGUAAUCAUUUUGACUAUACGGCUGCACAUAACAUCCCAAAUAUCGCCCUUAAAGGAAAGAUUAUCAGAUUUCAUUUCGGAAGAGAAUAACAAGGAUUUUAAAGAUCAUUAUUUAAACUUACUAAGUAACUUAAAGGCGAAUAUAUCAAAUUUUGGGAAAUUCUGCGCUGAUUUUGAUUCCCCGAAGAAUAAUGUAAGCAACUUCUCGUGUAUACUCUUACAUAGAAAGGAUACCAUAUCAUCUUCAAAAUUGGCAAAACUCAAUGAACAAGAAAUUUUUUCAGAUGCCUUUCGUAGAAUGAUUCAUUCACCUGUCGCUCAAGACUUUAUACAACUUGAGAAGUCUUUCGCUAUCGCAGUUGGUUACGAACUCGAUAAACGAAAUGAUGUCCUAAAUGAAAUGGAUCAAAAGCAUAUUGAUGAGACUGAGCGUAGUUUACAGAAACGUGGCAGUGAAGUGUCCGAAACUAUCACACAACUUCAAGAAGAUUUUUAUCUCAGCAGAGAGAUUGUUGAAAGUCAUUGGGACAGUUGUAUUAGUGCUUUAAAAUGGGAACAACGUCAAGCGUUGAGAAAAUUCGUUAUGUCAUUUGAAGAACAUGUACGUGGUUUGCCGGAAAAUAAUAAUCGUGCCAGUAUUUCACAAACACUUUUAAAAGACAGUUCUUCUAAAAGGCCAAAUUCUUUGUCAAACAAAUCGUCAUCAAAUAACCAUACUAUUUUCAAACAGACUGAACAUAUCCCAUUGUCAGAAACUUUUACUGUACAACUGGGACGUCAAUUACGAACGGUGUUCAACUUUCGUCUAACCCGAUUGGAUCCAUCUGAAAUACUAGCAGAUACAAAAUUUAAAACUCAAGAAAAUCAUUUAUCAGAUGACAAUAACUUGGCUGAACGUAUGAAUAAUGCUUUGAAUAUUUAUUCUAACAAUUUAAAUGGCUUAGUGAUUUUAGUGGAUAAGCGAAUUAAUUCUUUUCGUGGAAUCAAAAAAUUUUUGGUGGAAGCAUGUGAACGAUCAACUGAGCUCCAUUUCCCGGAACUUGGUUCUCAGUUAGAAUCUAUUCAGGAUACAAUCAACCGUUUAGGCUCACGUCAGUCAACAGAUCCGCACUGCAUGUCCAAAGUGACAAAUGCAUCAAAUGGGACCCCUACCACUGCAAAAUCGAAAUAUGAACACUUCGAACCAAUUCAUGGUGAUGUUUUAAUAACUAAGCAUUCAAAUUUAAUCAGUGGUACUGGUGGUGGCAUCAAUGUUAUCUUUCAAAUGGUACUUGAUGAAGAUUGUGAAAAUAACAUACGUAUUCCGUCUCCAUUGCAUUGUGCCAUCUCAGCUAUACUACGUACUUGUUUUGAUUAUGACAUUACCACACUGUCUUUACCACUGUUGUUGGUUCCAUCAUUAUCUGAAAAUAUGGAUAGAACUUGGAGAGCUAAACGAGUAGAAACCGUUUUGAAAGCAGUUAAAGGGGCAUUGAUGGAACUGAUAACCUGGCGUGGUCUUAAUUUACGGUCUAUACAAUUCUUAGCACCUUCAAAUACUACCGAUGAUGAAUUAAAUGUAUUUCGUCAAAUAAUUUCAAAUUCAUUCCUACAACCAAAUCCAUUAAUAGCGAUUUAA